UGGUGCUGAAGCUGAGCUUUUUGGUUGCGAGCCUGGAGACGCGAUUGGACUGAGGAGCGGCCCCAACCGCCCUGUCUUUAUUACGAGAAGGGAGAGCCGUCGAGGGAGAGAGAGAGAGAGAGUGAGGUGGGAGAGUGAGAGUGAGAGAGCGUGAGAGAGAAAAGGGGCUGGACCAGAGACUGGGACUGUUUUUUUCCUGUCAUUUUUUUAAAAACAAUUUAUUUAUUAUUUAUUUUUCUUCCUCUGUGUCUCCAAUCCUUUAUGCACAGUACAUUGUUUCAGAUCAUUCAGAGAAAACAGGCGUUUGAAUUUAAAAGACAUGGCCUUUCAGCGUCAAUGAAAGACAUGGAAGCCAAACAUCAUUCGAUCAAAAGCCUUAAAAGCUACCCGGAGGCCGGCGGUCGGAGUCUGGCUGCGGCGGCAGGCGGCGACGGUGGAGGGUGUUACCGAGUCAAUGCGGAGGUGGAAAUGGAGUCCAAAAUUCAAAAGGCGGUGGAGUUUAAAGUGGAAGGGAACCGCUGCUACAAGGAGAAGAAAUUUAGAGAAGCGAUCGGGAAGUAUCACCGGGCACUGCUCCAGCUUAAGGGGGUCCUGGUCGUGGAGGGCACAACGGGUUCCGAGGUCAAUCUGCGCAGCAAAACCAAUACAAAGCUCACGGAGGAGCAGAAGCGACUCAUCGAGUGCACCGAGAUUGACUGUUACGAUAGCUUGACGGCCUGCCUGCUGCAGUCCGAGUUGGUGAAUUAUGAGCGCGUUAAAGAGUAUUGCUUGAAGGUUCUGGAGAAACAGGGGGACAACUUCAAAGCCAUGUACCGAGCGGGCAUUGCGUUUUACCACCUGGGUGACUUUGACAACGCGCUGCAGUACUUGAAGGAGGCCAAAAUCCGAGAACCAACAGAUACCAACGUGCUGAGGUACAUCCAGCUCACAGAGAUGAAAAUGAACAAGUGCAAUCAGCGAGAAAGAGAGCCCAGUAAGGAGGUGGUGGGCUAGCCGUCCCCUCCCCGGCGGUCUUGCAAGCUAAAAACUGUUUCCUGUUUUCCAAAGGACGCUGGCAAGCACAGUCCAACCGCUGCCACCGAGCCAUCGGAAAUUGACAAAGCAAAAGGGAAAAAUUAUUAAUAAAAGUUAAAAAAAAAAAAAAGUGAGCACACCUUCCAAUGACGGAGAUGCUGAACCCUGGAUAACAGGAGGGGAGAUGCAAGAAAAAUAAAGCUGAAUAUUCUGUUGGGAUUGUUAUAAUGAAAAAUUUAAAAUAAAUAAUUCAUUAAAUAAAUUAAUUAAUUAAACCAAACAACUUGUAUGUUAAAAAAUAAAAACAGCUUUAUUACCUGGGCCAACUUGGAAGAAAUUUAGUAGGGUAUAUCAGUAGUAAAUCGCUUGCUGUUUAUAAGAAGAAGAUUUCAUUUGCUGCAAAAAAAAAAAUAAAAAAUGUCACUAGUAGUCUGUGGAGAUCCAAAUGAGGACUUUUCUUGUACACCAAGAGUUCCUGAGUAGGAAUCUGUGUAGCUGUCGGUUGUUGAGUACCAUUCUUAAAUGCGAAUAAAGGGUUAAAGUGA
Erpetoichthys calabaricus (reedfish) is the source of this 1559-nucleotide messenger RNA. RefSeq names its product tetratricopeptide repeat domain 9B (gene ttc9b). The coding region runs from base 262 to 993 and encodes 243 amino acids. Gene Ontology annotation, molecular function: protein binding. The transcript has 3 exons. The record is from RefSeq and is a predicted model, not a curated record. Lineage: Eukaryota; Metazoa; Chordata; Cladistia; Polypteriformes; Polypteridae.